AUCCCAUUGAAAUGCGUGUAUUAAGUUUAGCACACCUUUCAAUGGGAUGUCGGUGAACUUGGACUUAUGACGGUCUCAUGAAACGCUGCCCAUAUCCAUGCACACUGCAUUGCAUUGCACACGAAACACACCACAGCUUUGCUGCCCGAUGCUUACAAAGCACAUUACUUCCCCACAAGUCGAAAGUUCGAGCAGUUUCACUAACCUCGAAGAUGUCAUUCUAUAGUAACCUAGAAGCAAGAUACAAAACUGUACCACAGGAUGGUAGGAUAGAGACUCUAACAUUCCUCGAGGCUAGCAGAGUAUCCAUACUUCCACUGCUUGAUAUCCUGGGGAAGAAUGCCUUUGCCAUGGUCAGAAUGGAUGUGAAUGGCAACAUUGUGAAACUGAUGAAUAAAUACAAUGAAAGGCCUGAUGAUUUCCAUACACUGACUGCCAUUGUUGAUGAAGAGCUUGAACAAUGUACAACAAAUGAUAACAACUCUGCCACUGAUGCCCUCAUUUGGUUAACAAGGGGCCUCAACUUCAUCUGCAUCUUUAUCCAGAAUAUCUUAGAUGGGAAGAAUGAAGGUGACGAUAUAAAACCAUGUAUUUCAGGAGCAUAUGACAUCACCCUCAAGCAGCAUCACCACUGGCUCGUAAAGAAAGCUGUGCAGGUUGCAUACAGAGCAGCACCCUACCACAGUGAUCUAAUGAGAAUCCUUCAAGGAGAUGAAGAGAGUAAGGAAGUAUUCAUGUCCCAGGUCAGAGAUUAUCACAUGCUGUUAAAAGAUCAUGUCGCAGCUAUUCAAGAAAUCUACUCUGCCAGAAGUCUUAACCCUCGACCUUAAACAUCGCAUUUGCAAUAUUUUGUAUUGAAUCGUAAGUUUUAACUCUUUAUUUGCCAUGUUAUCUUUCCGCCCUUGGAUUCCAACAGAUGUUUUCCACUUCUUUGAUGGUUUACUGCAUUAUGAUGUUACUCAAAAUUGAACCUACUUGGGUUCGUUAAGGUCAGCAAUGUUACCCUAGAUGUUGCCAUAGCCUAUAGAGAGAAAUAGUUGUGACACAUGCAAAUACAUGCUUGCAAGAUGGGUCAUAGGUCAAGCCAUGUUACUCCAAGUGGUUCCCUCCCAUGUACGAUCUCUAUGAGAGGAAACUAUUUUGGAGCUUCUUGAAAUGCCUGACCAAUCGGAAGCAUUUUCCGGUGGCGUAACUAUCUCUUUCUAGUAGCUAUGGGUGUUACAUUCCCAGUUCAGCCGGUUACCCCUGUUACUAAUUGUUGCCUGUUGUUUGUGCUGAUCGAGAAGUGUGGCAAAUAAAAGGUUUAAGAGCAUUUUGUAACAAUUAUCUGUGAGGCAUUUGUUUUAUUGCAAUCUUUGGGUAACAUGGAUACUUUCUAUUUUUUUUUUACCUAAUUUACAUCAUCUCAUAUAGGUGCUUAGGUAUAUUUUUGUAUGAUCUUAUAAAUUUGUAAUGUUUGUGUUAAUAUAUAUCUGAUUUCUUGGAAAUGUACGGGUACACAGAAAUAUUUUGAUGUAUUCUCUUAAUUUUUAGUUGGUGAAUAGAUGCGGGCUUUCUAAGAAGCUCAGAAGGGAACAUUACAUGUGCAGACACUGUGUUUGUGUUGGUUUUGAUGAUUAACGAUUCAAACACAAAUUCUUUUUUGUUUUCAAUUGUUAAAAUUUAGGGAUAUUGCAAUAGAAAAUUCAAAACAAAUGUAGUGAAAUCCCGAUGUAAGAAGGAAAUGUGUGCAUGCCGAUCUCACCACGCCAUCGUAGAAAAUGAAGAUACUAGAUUUAUACUAUGCAUGAUGGUAAACGUGUAUAUGGAAGUAAAAGUAUGUAUGUUGUUUACAGAGGGUCACACUCACUGAGCCCACUCAAUGAGUUUGGAGUUGGGAGUCGUGUUUGAAGGCGGGUGGUAUAAUUAAUGUUUUUUUAAAUACCAGUUUUGAAACUGAUAUAUGAUAGAUAUUGGUGAUAGUGCAUCAACGGAAUGUAGAUAGAGGCAUAUCAUCUCAGAGACCUAGUCACAUUUGUCUUGUUUUAAAUAUGACAUUAAUCCAUCCUAUAUAUUGCAGAUAAUUUCAGCUCAGUUAUCCCACACCUUUGUGGUUUCUAUUCCUAAAAGAAGGAUCAUAAAAUUAGAUUCCUUUGUGAUUAUCCACUAUUUAAAAACAAAAUAAAACAAAGAAAACUAGAAAGGGGAAUAGGAUUUUUAAGGAAACCUGAUAGAAAGUGGAAAUAUUUGAAGUAUCCAUAGAACUUGACAACUCAAAUGUAAAGUUAGUAAUGUAUUAUGAUAUUGGAUAAUUUGAUAGCGCACAUAUCCACUGUGCAAGGUGCUCAAGUCACUCCAAUACUAACGUGGCUCUGCUAGGCUACCGAUUUUUAUGUUUACAGCAUUCAAGGAUACAUAUAUAUAUAUAUGGAUAAUUAUUUACAAAGUGCAUGUGCCCCUCAAUUUCUUUCAAAGACCCACCCCGACCAAUUGACAUUUUAGGCUACCAUUUUAACUUCAAUAAUCUGAUUGAUUCCAAUUGUCAAUUUUGGUGAUAAAUAUUUCAGAUUCAGAUGUAAGGAGUAGUGAUGUCUACUGUAUUGUCUACAAUUACUAUUCAUCUAUAUUACCAUGCCUCAUAAUAUUUCCCGUCAGCUUCCCCCUCCCCUCCCCCGCCCCCUCCAUCACGCCCAUCGGCUUGGGCCUGAUCCACAGUCUCCACUUAUCCGUUAUCCGUUUAAUUGCACUUCAAUAGCUAUCAAAAUGGAUGAUGGAUGAUCGAUUGAUAGAAGAGCUUUGAGAUGGUUCAAUCAUCCUUUGGUUCGUUUUCUUUUGUACAGACAGACAGCCUUCCUCCCAAGAAAGCUUAUCAAUGAUUGUUCCCAGGUAUUUGUACUCAUUGUACCUGCUCAAUGAUGUCUCCAUGAAUACGGAGUGGCGCAUGUAUUGUAUUGCCCUUCCGGAUAUCAAUGAUAAGUUCUUUGGUUUACUGGUAUUCAAUGAUAGGUAAUGGUUGUCACACCAAAGGGCAAAUUCUUCAACCUGGAAGAUGUAUUCAUGAGGGUCACUGAACAGGUAGCCUGUUAUCACAGUAUUAUCAGCAUAUUUAAACUGCAAGAGGUGUUCGUGCUUGUGCAAUUACUUGUGUACAGUGAGAAAAGAACAGGAGAUAAGAGGCAACCUUCGGGAGCACCUAUAUUGGUCAUCAUUUUAUUUGAUUGAUUAAUGUCUUGCCAAAGGACAUUAGUGCCGGGCCGGGACUUGAACCGAGAAUCAAAUGAUCCACAGUCCGAGGACCUAUCGACUAGACCAUGAUACCUUUACAGUAUGACAGGUUUGAUAGUGCAAUCCAACAAUUUAACAGCGCAGCCAUGUUUAUUCAGUGAGAAAGUAUUUAUCACCAUUUGUGUUGAAAAAACAACAAGGUAUUAAGCAAGAUAAUUGUGUAUAUUUGGGCUCAGUGGUCGGUUUGUGUUGGGUUUUUCAUUUUUAGAAGUAGAGUACAAGAAAAGAUUUUCAUAUUUAGUAAUUGUAUUUCAUGUAAUAUCAUUUUUUAUGAACUAUUUAUUAUGUCAAUAAUUGUGGUAUUCCUGUCAUUGGAAACUGAAAGUAUGUAGUAUUAAGAAGGUGUUCAUGUUUUGAGAUAGAAAUAUGCUAACAACAACUCAUUUUGUUUAAUUGAAUAUCUUUCAGUUUCUUGAUUAUUUAUGUAUAAACAAAUGGUAUUGAUAGCUACCGAAUCAUGAAGUGAUUAUUGUAUUCAAUCCAGUAUGUCUUCCAUUUCAAUUCAAUUCAAUUCAAGGCUUAUCAAAAUAUAUCUGUGUAGCCGUUGAUGGCUGAUUUGCGAUAUAGUUCACAGAUGAAAACUUGCAAAAUUACAAAAUAAACCUGUCAAUUACAAUGAACAAAGAUUGGCAUAAAUUUAAAGACAAAAUAGAAAUUAAGCGUAAAGAAUUACGUUUGAAAUUCUAGUUAAAAUAAUUUGAUAUAGAUUCAUAGCAAUAUAUGUUGAGAGUACAUUAAUCAGUUGGCUUUAAAAUAUAUUAACGGAAAACCAAAGAGUUCAAAUGUGAGUUUUAGAAAAAAUGGGUUGUUCAAAUUACAUCGGGAGUUUAGUGAUUAUUCAAAAUCAUCUAAAGACAAGAUGAGAAAUUGCAAAAGAUUAUAUUUCAAAUUAAAAACUCAAAUUUGGAGUGAUAAAAGAUAAGUUUGUUCAUUAGAAGUACAUCAUCAAUUUAAAAAAUUUACAUGAUAAUACGUUAAAUGUAUUGCACAAAGUUUUUAGAAAAGUACACAUUCUAUUAUGUGUGAAUAUGUGUGAAUUAGUAGGGAAGAGAACAUAUCAUUCCACAUACUGAUAACCAGAUUAGGAACAGAUACUUAUGAAAACCAGAUAAGAUAGAAGUAAAAACCAUUCAAAUUUAACUUGAUAAUACGAUGUAUGUUUUUUUAAAAACUCAAUUCGUACAGGCACAAUAAUAGUAUGUCUUAUUUUUCUUCAUUUUUUCUUCUAUUCUUUCUUAUUAUUGGACAUGACGAUUGAUAUGGUAAAUAUUUUCCUGUGGCAUCAAGGUUAUCUAAGACAAAAUCAAUAAUUGUUACUGCCAUGUUAUUAUUGAAUUGGUUGUAUUUGGUCGGUUACAUUGUAACUGGAAAAGUCGUGAUGUAUAAAAAAAACAUCAAGUUGUUGUUACAACCUACUUGAAAGUCAUGUAUGCCUUUAAGUGCUUUAAAAUACCAAAUAUGGUAAAUAUAUAUACACAUGUAUAUGUUUAUUGGUUUGAGUAUAAUUAUAAUGUCAUUCCGUCACCUUUAAACUAUUGCUUGUAUAUUUGAUGUCAUCAGUCUCACUGUUAAUCCCACAAGAAAUGGAUUUCCCUGUGUCUUUGCUCAGGUAAUACUGAAUACUGAUAUACAUAACAUGCAUGCAAUUUCAAUAAUUUGUUCACAAAUAUUAACAAAAUUGGAUUACUUUUUUUCAAAUCAUAUAUUCAUAAUUAAUCCUUUAAAAUAUACUUUUUAUCCAAAAACAAACAAAAAAAAACAAUAUUUUUCAUGAAUUCAGAGACAGUUUUUUUCUCCAGUAGUGCCUGCAUGAAAUUUUUUCUUCUUUUCAUGUCAAGAAAAAUUCAUAACUUUCUCAGUUAUUGUUCCAAUAUCCUCCAACUUUUGGGGGGUUGACAUUUAAUGUCUGAUAUUUCCGCUUUUCUAGAAAGCAGUUUAUUCGUGGACCAGACAUAUGAAAAGUAUGUUAUUGAUAGAUGACUUGCUUUACUGUGAAUACAUGUAUAGAAUUGGUUAUUAUGUGUCAGACAAUGUUAUUGACAAUUAAUGUAUUCAAAUCAUGUUAUUUCUUGAUUCUGUAUAAAAAUGUAUAAAGUGCAAUUAUAAAGUGCAAGGAUACUUUGAAUUAUAGAUAAACUCUUACUUGUAUAAAUCCAAUCUUAAUAUACAACUAUUCUAAAAGAAAGCAGAACAAUUAGAAAAUCAUACUGGUGAUAAUUUGUGCUAAAAUCAGAUAAAAAUAAGAAAGAAAUGGAUUUCUGAAAGUUGUAAUCAUUCCUUGUAUAGGAUCUUCAUAUUUGCAGAAUUGGUAAUGUUACUCUGAAGGUGUGCCA
This is a messenger RNA of Strongylocentrotus purpuratus (purple sea urchin), 5597 nucleotides long. RefSeq names its product glycolipid transfer protein. The transcript has 6 exons. Lineage: Eukaryota; Metazoa; Echinodermata; Echinoidea; Camarodonta; Strongylocentrotidae. Gene Ontology annotation, biological process: intermembrane lipid transfer; ceramide transport. Bases 78 to 830 code for a protein of 250 amino acids. The record is from RefSeq and is a predicted model, not a curated record. Gene Ontology annotation, cellular component: cytoplasm; membrane; cytosol. Gene Ontology annotation, molecular function: ceramide 1-phosphate transfer activity; ceramide 1-phosphate binding.